AUGUGCUCACGAGACCAAGAGGGUGCGUGGGGAAAUUAGUAGAGAAAAGCGGUAGUUGGGCUUUGGCGACCCGAGGGAGGAAGAUGAAGACUCUAGUCAUGGCUCCGUCCUCCGCACUCCACCGCUCCAUUACUGCUACCUUUGCUCGCUCCAUUAAUGGCCUCAACAAUUACAACACCACCAUAACACAAAAAACCACUCUCUCUCCUCAAUUUCGCCAAUCCAAUAAACCGCUCUCUCUCACUCCUCCCUCUCUCCUCCUCGCUAUGGCCUCUUCUUCUUCCACUCAGUCCCCUCCUCAGAACGCAUCAGGUGCUGACGUUACUGCUGGUGAUUUGAAUGUAUUUCAACUCAUUCAAUCUCAUCAGGAAAAGGCUGCUAGGCUUCCUCCUGUUGAAGAAGUUCGAACCGUUCUCGAUCACAGCUUGCGCGGCAUGCUUUCUACUUUCUCUCAGAAGCAUGAGGGUUAUCCAUCUGGUUCAAUGGUUGACUUUGCUUGUGAUGCAUAUGGAUCUCCAAUAUUAGCAGUCAGCAGCUUAGCAGUUCAUACCAAGGACCUCUUAGCCAAUUCGAAAUGCUCAUUGCUUGUAGCAAAAGAUCCCGAGGAUAGGACUGAUUUAAUUAUAACCCUGCAUGGUGAUGCUAUUUCUGUUUCUGAAACAGAGAGAGAAGCUAUUCGUACUGCAUACUUGGCAAGGCAUCCCAAUGCAUUAUGGGUUGAUUUCGGAGACUUUCAAUUUCUGCGUAUUGAACCCAAAGUUGUACGAUAUGUGUCUGGGGUUGCUACAGCUUCAUUGGGUUCAGGAGAGUUCAGCAAAGAGGAAUAUAGAGCUGCAAAAGUUGAUCCUAUAUAUCAGUUUUCUAAGCCUAUAGCGUCCCACAUGAAUAAAGAUCACGCAGAGGAUACAAAAGCUAUUGUGCAACACUCAACGUCAAUUCCGGUGGACUUUGCUCAACUGCUGGAUGUGGAUAGUCUUGGUUUCUAUGUUAAGGCUGGCUGUCAAGGGGAUACUUUCAAGCUACGAGUUCCCUUCCCUAGACGUGCGGCAGACAGAAAAGAUGUGAAGACUCUCAUAGUUGAAAUGCUUCAAGCUGCAAAAGCUUAGAUUAUUUGUCUGCUUCUAUUGAAGAAUGAAGAGGAACCAUGGAAGCAUAAAAAAAAAAAUCACAUUUUCUCUCUUUUACUCGACAAGUACAAUCAUACGGAAACAACAUAUUAACAGGAUGAACCUACUUAAACUGUCGGCAUGUGGGAUGGAGAUUUGGCAUGUAACUGUAUAUCUUUGUGGAUCUUCCUUUGUGCAGUAUUAAAACAAGUUCUUGAUGUAAAAAUGGUGUAUUACCGAUUUUGGUGUUUGGGAAAGAUGAAAAGUCUGUAAUGCUUAUAUUGAAUCCAAAGAGUCUUACCCAAAAUUUACUUAAUUUGAGCUGUUUUUUUUAUUUUCCAA
Molecule: messenger RNA, 1448 nt
Organism: Rhododendron vialii
Lineage: Eukaryota; Viridiplantae; Streptophyta; Magnoliopsida; Ericales; Ericaceae
Exons: 13
Coding region: 84-1106 (340 amino acids)
Source: RefSeq, a predicted model, not a curated record